AUGCUACUGAGUGGCCUGAUGCUGCGUUGUUUGAGCGUCUUCACGACGAGCUACACGAUUUUCAUGGAUGUCCCUCCACCAGACGACCAGUACCUACCCAAAGUAGACACUUACCUCAACGGCACCACCUCCAGUGUCGUCGUUGAAGACGUAGCAGUCAUCUUUGCAGCCACCUUGCGUGUGAACAAAGAGCUCUCGGCCACACUGCGACAGGUUGCUCUGGCGACGAUCCUCACUCGAGCCGGUCUCGGCUUGGAGCCGGCUGUGUUGCGGCGGAUAUGGUCUAGCAUGAUUCGUCUGACCUGCCUGCCCUGUCUCACCGAGGCCCUGGCAGGAACUGUAGUCGCCAAGUUCCUCAUGAACUGGCCUUGGCCGUGGGCAGCAAUGAUGGGGUUCAUAUUGGCAGCCGUCUCGCCAGCCGUCGUGGUGCCAAACAUGCUGCGUCUGGAGAUUGCAGGUUGGGGCGUCGCCCAGGGCAUCCCCACCCUCGUGAUGGCGGCCUCCAGUCUGGACGAUGUGCUGGCAAUCACUGGUUUUGGAAUCGCCCAGGCAAUCGCCUUUGCCAAGGGCGACAUCGCCAUGGUGGCGGUCUCUGGCCCACUUGAAGUUCUUGCCGGCGCUCUCCUGGGCGUCUGUCUGGCGCUAAUCCUGUGGGUUCUUCCACCUCCGGCCAUGGAGCACAGCAGCACGGUUCGUGGAAUGCUGCUCUACGCGAUCUCCAUCUCCGCGAUCACUGGAACCAUUAAGAUGGGCCUACCGGGUGCUGGAGCCCUCUGUUGCCUCAUCUGCAGUCUGAUGUGUUCUGUGGGCUGGCGCAACGGCAUGCCGUGGCGAUUCAAGCACACCAGCCAACCCCUAGACGAGGUGGACACGAACAAGAGCAACGCUCUUGCCACUGAUGGCCCACAGUUGCCCACAGACGCGAUUGCCCCCACUGCUGCCACAGAACACCACGAGUACUACCACCAGCACCUGCGUUCACUCCGACGGCGACUCAAUAAGUCCGGCGGGGUUACAAAGAAGAACGCCCUGGCGGCUGUCUCUCGUAGUCGACGCUUCUCCUUGCCCGAGCCAAAGCCCCUGUACGAGGAGAAUGAUUUCAACACGAUUAUAAGUGGUAAGUGCACUCCCUUGGGGGCAAUUUUGCACCGCUCGGUGUACUUAUCGCUCGUGUCCUCGCGAUAUGUCACGGAUUUUUGGUACUGCAAUGUUGAUCAAUCGAACGCCUACCUUCGACGUUCGCUCUCCGCCUUCCGACCAAUAGGCGCUAAGAAAAAAGGCCUUGUGAGGUGGAACACAACCACCGAAAACACCGCCAAUAUCCACACAUCGACAACGCCGAGCGAAGACCCAGACUCCGAGUUCCUCACGACCGACGUCAAUUCUUCCGCAGCCCCACCGCUUCGAAUCACGCCAGAGGCUCUGCUCGCGUUGGAUAAGGCGAAGGGACAGGAGUGCCUGAAGGUGAUGCGAAGCUACAUGGCCACGUGCUGGUGGUUUGUUCAGCCGCUGCUAUUCUGUCUCAUCGGAGCUGACAUUCCUGUCGAGAAACUUCGACCAGACACAAUCGGUCUCGGGAUCGCCUCUAUUCUGGUAGCUCUCACCUUCCGCAUCUUCGCCUCUGUCCUUGCGGUGACCCCUUCGCCCUUGAAGUUAAAGGAGAAGAUUUUCGUCUCCGUGGCGUGGAUUCCGAAGGCCACAGUCCAGGCUGCGAUUGGACCGUUGGCGCUAGAUUCGGCCCGUGCAACUGGCGACCCUGUUUUAAUUAACUGGGGUGAACAGGUGAGCACAAGCCACUCCACAAAAUAUUCCUUACAUCUCAUCAUUGCAUCUUUUUUCAAUCUCUCCUCCCACUCCAAGUUGCCUUCUCAACAAAGGCAAGUUUUAAGGCGCAUUCUUCCUCGAAUCGCUUGGAUUUCAUUAAAAUUCAAUUCUUCACAGUGA
Molecule: messenger RNA, 1944 nt
Organism: Mesocestoides corti
Lineage: Eukaryota; Metazoa; Platyhelminthes; Cestoda; Cyclophyllidea; Mesocestoididae
Source: the annotation of a GenBank genome assembly